This is a messenger RNA of Copidosoma floridanum, 591 nucleotides long. RefSeq lists its product as uncharacterized. Lineage: Eukaryota; Metazoa; Arthropoda; Insecta; Hymenoptera; Encyrtidae. The record is from RefSeq and is a predicted model, not a curated record.
AUGCGCUGGCCGGCGCUUUUGUCCCUCGUCCUCGUGGUCCUCGACUGGCUCAUCCGAGAGGGACACGCCGAGAGCAACGCGACGAACCGAUUCCGGGACGAGCCCGCGGGCUGCAGCUCUGCCAGGAAAAAGAGAUCCCUGACCUUUCCCAAGGGCACCAAUUUUGUCCUGACGACGUCGAUCGUCAAGGCCAUCCAGCUGAAGGAGCCGGCCAACUGGAACCUCGACCUCGAGUUCGACAUGAUCUGGCCGAUCCCCAAGGGCCCCGAUGCCAUGCGGAGACCUCCUCCUACGGGCUGGCACAGGCGCCACCGGCGGGAGCUCUACUCCAACUUUGCCCUGGCCCUCGACAGCCAGGGUGUACCGGGUAAGCAGUGCGUACUGCGCGCCAUCUGCGAAGCCCAGUCGGUCCUCAAUCCUCCGGGAGUCUCCCUCGUCGAAGAUCUGAUCAGAGUCGUCUUCAGCUAUCCCUUGGCUGGGCUCGAGCACGACGUCUACGACGCUGCCGCGCGCGCCGACGACUGCGCCUCCAGGUAUCGCGAUUGCCGGUUCUCCAUCUUGCACCUGUUGCUCGGCCUGGACGAGGAAUGA